UUGAACCGUAGCCAUGGAGUGGGAACAUCAUCAACUGUUGAUUUAUGCUGUACUUCUAUAUUUUUUUUUUUGAAACGAAGCUGUAUUUCUAUAUUGUUGCCCGUGUUUCGCGUGGUAGUUAACUAUAUCGAUAUCAAUGUUGGCGCAUUGAAAUCGGCUAAUAAUGAGUCACUCCCGAUCACGAUAAGAACGGGCAGACAGGUCCCUUCUUAAACCGGCCACACACGUCGAGUCUAGCGAACUCACUCACUCUUCUCGGUGAGCCGCGAAUCGAUCGAUCGGUCACUACUCACAAGCAAAGGAACCAAGAUGUCCCCUAAUGAGGAGACUAGGAUCCUGGUGAUCGGCGGCACGGGCCGCCUGGGCAGGCACAUCGUGGCGGCGAGCGCGCGGCUGGGCCACCCCACCGCCGCGCUCGUCAGGGACACCGCCCCCUCCGACCCGGCCAAGGCGGCGCUGCUCCGGAGCUUCCGUGACGCCGGCGUGACGCUCGUCAAGGGCGACCUCUACGACCACACCAGCCUGGUGCGCCCCAUGAAGGCCGCCGACGUCGUCAUCUCCGCGCUCGGGACGCGGCAGAUCGCCGACCAGACCCGGCUCAUCGCCGCCAUCAAGGACGCCGGCGGCGUCAAGAGGUUCUUGCCGUCGGAGUUCUGGACGGACGUGGACCACACCGCCGCCGUGGAGCCGGCGAGGUCCACCGUCUACGCCAGCAAGGCGUCCGUCCGGCGCGCCGUGGAGGCCGCGGGCGUCCCGCACACCUACGUGCUGUGCGGGUACCUCGCCGGCGCCGCGCUGCCCAGCGUCGGGCAGGUGCUGUCCCCGGCGCCCCCCGCCGACGAGGCCGUCGUCCUCGGCGGCGGCGACACCAAGGUGUCGUACGUGGCCGAGGAGGACGUCGGUGCCUACACGGUCCGGGCCGCCGCCGACCCCCGCGCGGCGGGCCGGAUGCUGUACGUCAAGCCGCCGGCCAACACGCUGUCGCACAACGAGCUGCUGUCGAUGUGGGAGAAGAAGACCGGCCGGACGUUCCUGCGGGUGUACGUCGCCGAGGACGCCGUCCUCAAGAUGAUCCGAGGGGGGAAAAAUGAUUCUGCAGAGGCUUCUCACGCGCUGGGCAUCGCGCUCUCGAUCGGGCACGCGGCGUACAUCCUGGGGGAGACAAACUUCAAGAUCGAGCCGUCGCUGGGGGCGGCCGCCGGCGAGCUCUACCCGGACGUCGAGUACACCACUGUCAGCGAGUACCUCGACAGGUUGCUGCCGACAGGCUCCUCUGGACGUUAUCUGCAGGGGCACAAGGGCGUGCUGACGUCGCUGGCGGCGCUUUGCUGCGUACUUCUAUGUAUCUUUGUGUGGAUGCUAUCUGAUAGAAUAUCCAGAUGAUGUUAGGCUUGUGGUUGCAAGUUCACCCUCCCCUGGAACUUCUAGCUGCUUCGCCCCAAACUUCCAUCCCUACUUAUUUCACCAGCAUUCCUCCAAGAUCUGUUUUCCUGUACAAGAGUGCAUCUAAGUUUAAAAAAAUGCUUUGGUGUGCAAACAAUGAUUAUAGAUGAUAAGCAAAAGCAAGGAUUUUGUACAAGCA
Messenger RNA from Setaria italica (foxtail millet), 1582 nucleotides. RefSeq names its product isoflavone reductase homolog IRL. The record is from RefSeq and is a predicted model, not a curated record. Lineage: Eukaryota; Viridiplantae; Streptophyta; Magnoliopsida; Poales; Poaceae. The coding region runs from base 310 to 1383 and encodes 357 amino acids. The transcript is spliced from 3 exons. Gene Ontology annotation, molecular function: oxidoreductase activity.